Molecule: messenger RNA, 1247 nt
Organism: Tarenaya hassleriana
Lineage: Eukaryota; Viridiplantae; Streptophyta; Magnoliopsida; Brassicales; Cleomaceae
Product: putative protein phosphatase 2C-like protein 44
Exons: 5
Coding region: 36-887 (283 amino acids)
Biological process (GO): protein dephosphorylation
Cellular component (GO): cytosol; nucleus
Molecular function (GO): protein serine/threonine phosphatase activity
Source: RefSeq, a predicted model, not a curated record
AAAAGCUAUAAGAAGGUACAAAAGAUUACAACCUAAUGGCAAAUCCAACCGUGAAAAUGGCCUUCAGAAAUCUCCGUUUCAGCCUUAAGGCAUUCCGGUUUAGAAGACUUCUGAUGGGUGGUGGCGAUGGAAGGAAAAACAAGAUGAAUCCUUCUUGGUUAACUCCGGUUUCGCAUGGAUGCUACACGGUGGACCGGUUUAGUGGAAGCUGUAGCGGAAAUUUGUCAGAUUCCGACAUGGUUUUGGUACAGAGAGAACAAAGUGAAGAGCUUGAGAUCUGGCUCUUUGGAGUAUCCGACACUCAGACACGGGAUGUGAUCGCUAAGUACAUGCAGACCCAUCUGUUUGAUAAACUCCGACACGAGCUUGGGGUUGCGAGGAAGAGCAAAGAGAUCACGAGAAGAGCGUAUAUGAGCGCAGUGGGCGGCCAAGAGAAAGAGGAGAGAAUCAUCAAUGGCGGAUUGGGCGCAUCGGUUAUGGUGGUGAAUGGGGAAGAGCUCACAAUGGCAAGCAUGGGAGGCUACAGAGUGGUGGUCUGCAGAGAAGGAGAUGCUCAUCAAAUCAGGAAAAAGAAGCUGAAAUCCUCCAAAAGGCAUUGGUCCAAGAUGAUUUUUCCAGCUUGCAAUCAGAGACAAACAGGAGAAGAAGAAGAUGGAUCAGAGACUGCAGAUUCAGAAUUAGCAGUCGUCAUGGAAAGAAUCAGUCCAGACACGGAGUUCAUCAUCAUCGGCAGCUCCGGAAUCUGGGAGGUGAUGAAGAACCAAGAAGCAGUGAAUCUGAUCAGACACAUUGAAGAUCCAAAGCAAGCGGCCAAGUGCCUGGCCGAAGAAGCCCUGAACCGGAUGAGCAAAGGCGCCAUUUCUUGCAUCGUUAUCCGUUUCGACUGAAACAUACUAAUGUUGCCUUGAUUUUGUGAAGUUGAAAAUGGAUAUUGAAGGUUUGGCCAAGCAAAAGGGCAGAACUCAAGUCAAAUGUCUGCGUCAAACUUAAAUUCAUUACCACAUUUAACAAUUCAAUAACAUGUCUUUAACAUUUCCAUUCUGAAGUACAGAGUACUAACUCUUGCUUUUUUCAGACUUAAUGAACAAACUCAUCUAAAACAGAGAAACGAGAGAGAGAGAGAGAGAGAGAGAGAGAGAGAGAGAGAGAGAGAGAGAAUUUGAUUAUAUCUCCCUCCUGUGACGUUUUUCUUCUUCUCCCAUGUAAGCUCUUCCCAGUUUCAACAUGUAUGUACCUCUCUCUCUCUC